Trachymyrmex cornetzi is the source of this 1219-nucleotide messenger RNA. Its product is annotated as putative nuclease HARBI1. The record is from RefSeq and is a predicted model, not a curated record. Lineage: Eukaryota; Metazoa; Arthropoda; Insecta; Hymenoptera; Formicidae. Bases 74 to 1219 code for a protein of 381 amino acids. The transcript has 4 exons.
CUUAACCUAUAUUUCAUUACAAAUAUUUCCUAGUGGGAAUAAAUCUGAAAAAAGAUCGAUCAAGUUUAUCAUAAUGGAAAAUUUAAUUCCAAUUAUAAUAAAUACUUUUAAUAUGUUUAAUGAUGUAUCUUAUACAUAUGAAGAUGUUGAGGAAAUCGGGUUAUGGAUCAGUUAUGAAAUUACAAAACGAGCAAUUAGAAAAAAAACGCCUCGAAUUGAAGGUUACGUGGAACGAAUAAUUCCAUCACUUACUGCCUUAGAAUUUAAGAGUCAUUUCAGAAUGUAUCCAACAACAUUCAAAUUUCUCUUAGGAGAAGUCGCAGAACAAUUGAAAAGGAUCACAAAUGGUAAUGAAAUGAUUACACCAGAAAAACAACUUUUGAUUACUUUAUGGCGUAUGGCAACACCAGAUUCGUAUAGGUCAAUACAUACUAGAUUUGGAAUAGGAAAAGCCACAUGUAUAAGGACAGUACGACGAGUUACUGUAGCGUUAUGUAGAAUUGCUUCAAGAUUCAUACAGUGGCCAACAGGAAGAAGACUAGAAGAAAUUAAACAAAGUUUCUCUGACGUUAAUGGCUUUCCAGGAAUUAUUGGCGCAAUUGAUGGCACGUUCAUCAAUAUACCAGCUCCUAAGGAAAAUCCUGAAGCAUAUGUAAACAGGAAAGGUCAUCAUUCCAUUCAAGCCCAGGUAGUUUGUGAUCAUAAGCGUCUUUUCACCCAUGUAUAUGUGGGAAAUGUAGGAUCCGUGCACGAUGCUAGGGUGUUCCGAUUGUCAGCCUUGCAAGAUUACGUUUCUAACCCAACGAAAUUUCCAGAUGACAGCCAUCUGAUAGGAGAUGCUGCUUAUCCGCUCUUGAAGCAAUUAAUGGUGCCAUAUACUGAUAAUGGUCACCUUACACAGAGACAAAAGAAUUAUAACUUUUGUCUUUCUUCUUCUCGUAUGUAUGUGGAAAGAACUAUCGGAUUACUGAAAGAACGUUGGCGCAGUCUUCUUCAUCAUUUAGCCAUGGGAUUGAUUGAAUACAUUCCUUAUCAUGUUUUAGCGUGUUGUGUGUUACACAAUGUAUGUUUAAUACAAAAUGAUGACUUUGAAAUAUUAACAUUAAAUGAUAUAGAUGAUAUAGCAGUAGGUCUGCAAGAAAUUCAAAGAUGCAAUAGAGAAGAAGCUGAAGCCAAGAGAAACUUUAUAUGUGCGACACUUAACAUAAGAAAUGUAUGA